Molecule: messenger RNA, 1889 nt
Organism: Diaporthe batatas
Lineage: Eukaryota; Fungi; Ascomycota; Sordariomycetes; Diaporthales; Diaporthaceae
Exons: 5
Coding region: 465-1889 (474 amino acids)
Biological process (GO): amino acid transmembrane transport
Cellular component (GO): vacuolar membrane
Molecular function (GO): amino acid transmembrane transporter activity
Source: RefSeq, a predicted model, not a curated record
CCGACGAUGGUUUCUGCUCGACCCACGGUCAGGUGGCGCGGGCGACCCUCUCGUGUGAGUCAAUGUGCAAAUGAUCUGAAGAGUCUCGGCCUUGGUCUGUGGGAGACUGGGGGGCAUUGCUCCUUUUUCAAUCCGUCCUGUCCUUUCCUUCAAACUGAAUGCCGCCGAAGGACGUUCCCCUGUCAAUUAAGAAUCCGGGGCCGUCAAGCUUAACUUCAUCGCUGCAUGCGAGAGCCUGGCUCCGAUCUCCACCGCUCCAACCGGAAACUGCAAGCCAGCCAUUUGACCUCUUCUCCGGACGCUCCACCGAAGCAUACUGUAACUCGGGUCCCACCAUCCUCUCGUAUUCUUCGUCGACUUUGCGCUCGAAGAGAUCGUGGUCUAUCUAGUCCGGCUCUGACACUCCGGAGUACGUCGAUCGGCUGGGCUCGAUACCUCGUCCUAGAUCCACGAAAGCCGUCAACAUGCGAGGCAAAGCAGAAGUCACAACUGCGGCAGCAGACCCUGAAGACCACGCUACGCUGCAGCGGCCGGUAGCUCCAAAGGAUGACCCCGUUGACAAUCAUCAACAGCCCGCGUCCUGCGCAUCAAGUAAUGCCGGCGGCGUCCUGGGUAGCGUCGAGGGAGAACUGAUAGAUUUCAAGACGCUCCACUGGUUACAAGGAGGCAUUCUGUUGGUAGCAGAGACGGUGUCCUUGGGGAUCUUGUCACUCCCUUCUGUUCUGGCAACGGUUGGCCUGGUACCUGGCAUUAUCCUGCUGUGCGUCGUUAGCGCGCUGGCCACGUACUCUGGCCUCCUGCUUGCCGAGUUCCGCAAGCAGUAUCCCUUCGUCCAGAAUUUCGGAGAUGCGGUAGGACUCCUUGGGAAAUCGAUUGGCAUGGGCGGCGUCUUCAGGGAAGUGUUUGGCUGGGCCCAGACUGUCCUGCAGAUCUUCCUCCUCGGCGGCCACAUCCUGAUGUGGACAAUUUGCAUGAAUACCCUUACAAAUAGCACCGUCUGCACAGUGGCAUGGGCAGCAAUUGGGAUGUUGGUUUUCUGGUUAUUCAACAUCCCUAGAACUUUAAAGUACACCAGCUGGAUGUCUGCGGCAUCCUGCAUUUCCAUUCUGGUCGCUGUUCUGAUCACCGUCAUUGAUGUUGGAAUUGAGAAACCCAUCGGGAGCGCUUCCAUCGAAGUGUUCAAGUCCCUUGGCUUUGCUCCAGCUUUCCUUGCUGUGACCAACAUCUCAAGUGCUUUCUCCAGCCAUGCUAUAUUUUUCAGUGUCAUUGCCGAGUUCAAGAACCCGGAUGACUGGCCAAAGGCGCUGGCAUUCCUCCAGGUCACUGACACCACCAUUUACAUUAUUUCUGCCGUCAUAAUCUAUGUUUACGUUGGGCCAGACGUCCCGUCGCCAGCUCUCUCUGCAGCUGGGAGCGCCGUUGUCCGCAAAGUCAUUUGGGGCAUUGCCAUCCCCACUAUUGCAAUCGCGGCCGUCAUCUAUACUCACGUCGCCUCUCAGUACGUUUUCAUGCGUUUCUUCGGCCACACAAAGCACGCUGUCAGGAGAACCAAGCUGGCAACCGUCGCCUGGCUGGUCAUCACCUUGGCUAUCUGGGCGCUAGGGAUGGUGAUAUCUCAGUCGAUCCCCGUCUUCAAUGAUCUCCUUGGCAUUGUGGCCGCGGCAUUUGCCAGCUGGUUCUGUUUUGGGCUACCUGGGAUCUUCUGGCUGUGGAUGCAUCAUGGAAACUGGUUCUCGGGUCGCAGGCAAAUAAUCCGCUUUGCUGGGAGCGCGCUUCUCCUCUUAGUGGGUUUUCUACUUUGCGUCUUAGGUCUCUGGGUCUCGAUUCAGUCAAUCGCCACCACAUCGGCCGCGAAGCCCUGGACUUGUACUAGCAAUGCAACGGGAUAA